AUGUGGGCUUCUGGUGUCGACCAGCUUCGGACCAGCUUGGCCGGAGCGCUAGACGGCGCUGCCGCGACCCAGGAGGACCUUGCUGGCGGAGGCACUGGGAGGGCUACGGCGAGGAGGCGUAGCCGGGUGCAGGGUCUGAACGGGCUCGACAGGGAGAUGGAGGCGUCGAGUCCGAUGAUGCCGCUAUCGUCUCGUGAGGGAGGGGGACGAGGAGGGGCGAGGAGCGGGAGCGGGCGGGGGCGUGAUGACGACGGCGGGAUGGGGUUGGGGCCUGAGGACGAACAACGCUUGUCGGACGUGGUGGAAACCCUUCGAGCGAGACUGGAGGAGGCGUCUCAGUCUCUGUCGGGCAUGGAAGAGGAGAGGGCGCGGCUGGAGAAACAGGUCGAGUCCCGGGAAGAAGAGAUCGCCCGCCUCGGCAGGCAGACCGGCAGCGACACCAACAUCGAGAAGGUGACUCUGGCGCACGCUUACGAAGCGAACCAGCGCAUCGUGGACCAGCUGAACGACCAGGUCGACUUCUUGAACAGGCAGCUAGCCAACAGGGAAGCCCAGCUGGCAGAGGUCCGAGAAGAGGCGUCCAACAGGGGGAAGGCGGAGCCGAUGGCGACCCCGGCCGAGCUGGAGGUGACCCGUCUGCAGACUCUUGCCCGCACGCUUGAGGAAGACAACGCUCGUCUGUCUAGACGGACCGCAGAACUCGAGAACACAGCGUCCGCCCACAGCUCCGGGAAGGGGAAGGGUGAAGAAGGAGGGUGGGAGGAGGUCGGGGAGGGAGCGCACGAGCGGGCACGACUCGAAGAGACCUUGGCCGCGACGAAGAAGGACUUGGUAAAGGCAGCGGCGGCAGCGAGCGAGGCGACGGCCGACGCUGAGACUCUUCGGAAACGCGUGGCGUCCGUCCAAGGGGAGGUUGCUCGGCUACAGGGGGAAGCGGCCGCCAAGACCGAAAGGCUGGAACAGUUGUCACGAGAGCGGGAGGAGCUCCUGGAGAGGCUCAAGGCUUCCGCAAAGGACCUAGAGAGCGCUGAGGUCGAGGCUGCGAGCGGAGCUGCAAGGGAGAGGAAGGCGGAGAGGCAGCGGGGAGAGGAUGCUCGAAGAAGCAGGGAUGCUAUGGUCAACGGUCUAACGACAACGGCGUGCGUCUACACCAGUACACCCUCCAUCUUACCUUUCCUUUGGCACAGAGCGACGACCGAGCGCCUCUCCAUCGUGCAAGAGCAGACGGAGUUUCUUGCCGAGGAGGCCGAGUCCGCAAAGGCGGGAGAAGGGGUCGCGGCCAAGCGCGCAGCGGCGGCGGAGGCCCGUGCCGCCGAGGCGGAGCUCGACGCGGCGGCCCUCGAAAGAGCGCUGCGGGCGGAGUCUCGCCGAGCGCUGGGGGCGGAGGGAGAGGUGGCGAACGCGAGGGAGGCGGAAUUGGCUGUGGAGGACCUGAGGGAAAGAAUGGAGAGGUUGCGGUCGAGGCUGGAGGCGUCAGAGGCUGCCAGGGAUGCCCUGAGCGAGGAGCUGGAGCGCUUGGCUGGACAGGGCAGUCUUCUUGGCGUCGAGCACUUCGCGCAGUCGAGCCGAGUGGGUGCUCUAGAGCGCGAGUCUGCGGCUCUCAAGGCCGACCUCAAGGCCAGAGACAAGGACGUGGCCAGCCUCCUGGAGCAAAAGCGGACUCUGGAGGAGGAGGUUUCAAGGGCGCAGAGGGCGUUAUCGAGGGGGGCGGUUGAGACGGCGACGAUAGCGCAAGGGGAGCUGGCCCUCCAGGCAAGGGUGGAAGAGGCCACCGACGAGGUUAGAGGACUGAGGGCUGAGGUCGGCAGGCUCACGGAUGCCCUGUUAGCGGAAGAAAGAAAGGCCGUGGCGGCCAGAGACGAGGCCGACCGUCUUGCGACGCGGCUAUCUCACCGCAGUGCAGGGUUCGAGGGCUUGGAGUCGGAGUUGGCUUCUUCUAGGGCGGCGCUGGCGGUGGCCAGGGCUGAGUCCACGGAGCGGGAGGGGAUGCUCGCGAGGAUGGAGGCGGAGGCCGAAAGAUCGAGGUCGAGCAUGGCGGCCUUGGAACAGCAGGUGGUGGUGUCCAGGGAAGCCAUCUCCGACAAGGACGACGAGGUCAGGCGGCUGAAGGCCCUCGCCAGGCAGCUCGAAGGGUCCAGGGAAGCGCUCAAAACCUCAAGCGACGAGGUGCGCGCGGCCCUCCGAGACGCGGAGUUACGAGUGGGCCAGGCGUUAUCGGCAGGGGACAGCGCCAAGAGGGAAGCGGAGUCUGCCAGAGCAGAGGUGGCGCAGCUGAAGAGCGCGCUGACGGAGCUAGACGCGGACCGCGAUCGUCUGCAGGAUACUCUGGACAAGCAGAGUGAGAAAAUGGCAGAGCUGCGAACGGACGGCGCGCGCUGGCGUUCGCAGGCCAGUCGAAGAGGCGGAGGAGCGCCUGAGAGAAGAGGGCUCAAGGUGCUCCGAUCUCGAACGAGCACUCGAAGACUCGGAAAGGAGGAGGCGAGCGAGAGCGCGGCGGAGAGUUUGCAGAAGACAGAGGCGUUGUCGUCUGCCCUGGAGGCCAAAACCGGGCAGCUCGCGGCGGCGACCGAAGACUUGGAGAUGAUGGCCAAGGAGAACCAAGCGGUGACGUCAGAGUUGACACGGUUAGUGGCCGAGAGAGACGACGGCCGCCGCAAGCUCGGGGACGCCGUCCACAACCAGUCCACGGCCGAGCAGGCCGCUCGUGCGGCUCAAUUCGAGAAGGAGGACGUGCUUAAAAACUACAGGGGUUUGCACGCCGAGAAGAGGCGGUUGGAGGCGGGGAUAGACGAGCUCCAGCUCACGCGUCAACGCCUCACCAAGAGCUUGGCGGCGCGAGACUCUGAGGUGUCAAAGCUGAGGUCCUCGAUCACGGCCCUGGAAGUCGAGCUGCAGCGCAAGAGCGCGGAUCUUGGAGCCGUUCAGCGACAGGCGGAAAACCUCUCGACGCAGCUGCUGAGGGGCGGCCGGCAGGUGGAAGCUUUGGCUGGGGAGAACCGCAGGCUGGUGGCAGAUGCACGCGCUCAGCGGCACCACGCGAACGCCUUGCUAGAGAGGAUACGGUCCCAGCAGGGGCACAGCACCACCGCCGGGCAGGAAGUUAUUUCCCUCAGGGCUCGCUUGCAGGCCCUAGAAGAAGAGCGGGACGGGCUAUCCCACAUCCUGGGAAGGGAGAGGAGCCACGGGUCGGGGCUGGAGCAGCUGAUCGAGGCAUCUCGGUUAAGAGAAGCCAGCGUGGCGGCCGAGCAGAGGCAGCUCGCUAGAGAGAAGGACCGCUUGGAGAGCAAGGCGGCGAAACUCGAAGAAGAGCUGAGUCAAGCUAGGGACUGCCUUGCGGACAUGUCCUCCAGGAUGUCGAUGUCCAGGACAGUCUCGCGGCGAGGAGGAGAGGGGGAGCGAGACACCUCCUCCUCCAACGACCCCGCCACCCCUUCCACCCCGGCCUCCUCCUCCAACAUGCUGGAGCUCUCUCCGGGCUCCGUCCAGUUCGCCGCUCAAGUCGCCUCUUCGGGUGGUGCAGGCGGCGGUGGUGGUGCCUCGACUUCCGGGUUGGCAAGGGACGGGACCGCGGCAGCCAGGCCCGCGGCGGCGGCGGCGGCAGACGAGUGGCGAGCUCAGCACGAACAUCAUCAGCGGCAACAACGUUCUGGAGCAGGAGACGGAGGCGGGAGCUCUCUUUCAGGGGGCAUAUUGAGGUGGGCGCGCGGCGGCGGCGGCGGCGGAACGUUGAUGGGGCAGCAGGCGGAGGGACAGCAUGAAGGACGCCCGGCUCCUUCCUCGUCACAAGGCGUAGCUCCAGCCGAAGCGGGGUCAGCCGUGCACUACCGCGGGGCAGGGGCGCCAAGUCUGGAGGAAUACGAAAGUGGCGGCGGCAGCGGUGUUGGUGGAGGGGAGGGGGCGUUGCGUUUCGGGAAAGGAGGGGGGGGGCAGGCGCAGGAGGAAGAGGAAGGAGAGGGGGACAGCGGGGUCUUCGACCUGGAAGAUGUGAGGGGAUUCGUGCGGAGGGAAAGCCAGAGGUUGAGGGAGAGCGUCAGGGCCGGCCGCGCGGCCGCGGACAACGGAUGAUAAACCAAAUAGGCCGGUUGGGAAUGCGAGGUGUUUGGGUGGUGCGCUCGGUGCAAGUGAGAGGGUGUAAGGGCGAAGAAGGAGGAGGGGGCGCACGUGUGGUGCACGGUUUUUUCGUAUCGGCGCGCUGGGGAUGGACCAGAGUCAUACGCACAAGUCAAACAGUAAUAUGUGUAUGUGUGUCACAGUUUUGCCCAGUCACAUGGAGUAAGCAUUCCGUAGGUGAACCUUAGUGAAUACAGGGGGUGACUGGUCGUGGCGUCCAACGAAGCGUUUUCUUGCAUGCAAGUCGCACGUUUUCUAGUGUGCCCCGAGUUGAAAGUCUCUUGAGUGUAUCGAGGAGGGGGGGG
Molecule: messenger RNA, 4415 nt
Organism: Ectocarpus sp. CCAP 1310/34
Lineage: Eukaryota; Phaeophyceae; Ectocarpales; Ectocarpaceae
Source: the annotation of a GenBank genome assembly